AUGGUAAAAGCAUUUCUAAGUCCUGUCUAUAGUCCGUUUAGACUUUUGCUUGGAGCCAUAUUUGUGAUAAUUUCAUUUGUAACAACAUAUUUCUCAUUCCCAUCAGACGUUCCUCCUCAAACGGGAGUUCAAUAUACAAAAAUUCCAAAAGGAGUAUGGAUAUUAUAUUCAGGUACGUUCGGCAAUCCGGAAAAUGACAGCAGAUGGAUACAUUGGAGAUACCCUAAAGGCGAAUAUUCCAAUGAUUGGUAUGAACCUCCUUUAAAUGUCCCUUCUCUCACGUAUCCUCAAUUAGGUUUAUAUUCCUCUCAUGAUGAAUCAGUAAUUAGAACUCAUUGUCAGCAAAUAUCUGAAGCAGGAAUCGAAGCAAUUAUUUUAUGUUGGUGGGGAAAGAAUUCUACAGACAGAUUUUUAGAUGAUACUGAUGGUUACAGUGAUAAAACCAUGGAAUUACUAUUGAAAAUUGCUCCUGAAUUUAAAUUAAAAGUUGGAAUUCAAAUUCAACCGCAUCAGAAGCGAAAUGCAACUGUUGUUGUCGAAGAAAUACAAUAUAUAUUAGAUAAAUAUGCUACAAAUCCUAAUUAUUUAACAGUUAACAAGCGUCCUGUCAUUAUUAUUUACGAAUUCUUUUCAAUUAAAGAUGCAAAGCUUACCUGCAAUCAGUUUAAGAAUAAUCCUUACAUAAUCGGCUCAGUUACACAAAAAUCAGACAUUGCUUCCAAUCUUGAGAACUGUAUGGAAGCAAUGUUUACUUAUUUCGCAGCCAUUGAUACUACAUGGUCAUCAAAGACCAAGGAAUGGGAAGGGGUAUCUAAAGAUGUCCGUUCUCGUGGUUUGGCCUUCAUUCCUGGAAUUGGACCAGGACACGACCGAGGAAAGGUCGACCACUGGAACAAAGCUGAAAGAAGUAGAGAAUCUGGCAAGUAUUAUAGAGAUAGAUGGGAAGAUGCAAUAAGAGUGAAAGCAGACACGAUUAUCAUUAAUUCUUUCAAUAAUUGGGUUGAUAAUUCCCAUAUUGAACCUGCUGUUAAUCGUUCGGGAUUUGAAUUUAGUCAUAGAUCCUGGGCUGAAGCAAAUAAUCCAGAUUUAUAUCUGGAAAUCACAAGAAACUAUUCUGUUAAGUAUUUGUAUUCAUAA
Messenger RNA from Trichomonas vaginalis G3, 1137 nucleotides. Its product is annotated as glycoprotein endo-alpha-1,2-mannosidase-like family. Gene Ontology annotation, cellular component: Golgi apparatus. NCBI's taxonomy places the organism in Eukaryota, Parabasalia, Trichomonadida, Trichomonadidae. The transcript has a single exon. Gene Ontology annotation, molecular function: alpha-mannosidase activity. The coding region runs from base 1 to 1137 and encodes 378 amino acids. The record is from RefSeq and is a predicted model, not a curated record.